CGAUUAGAAAUCUCUUCUCCUAUAUAUAGUUCUUCUCUCUCUUUCUUUCUCAAGUCAAGUACCCUUUAAGCUUUUCUUACUCUUUCUUCCUCACCAUGGAAACUUAUAGCCUUCUUCAUCUUCUUAUAAUUCUGUACUCUUACACAAUGGUAUUCAAUUUCAAUCAUGGUUUUGCUGCAAAGAGUUGUGAAUUUCCGGCUGUCUUCAACUUCGGCGACUCUAAUUCUGAUACUGGAGGUUUAGCUGCUGCAUUCUUUCCUCCUAACUCGCCUUACGGUGAAACGUUCUUUCACACUCCAGCCGGAAGAUAUUGCGAUGGCCGCCUUAUUAUCGAUUUCAUAGCUGGGAGCCUUGGAUUGGAAUAUCUAAGCCCUUAUCUUGAAUCUGUGGGAUCAAACUUCACAUACGGUGCUGAUUUUGCCACGGCAGCAUCAACCAUCACACCACAAGCUAGAGGAUUAACUCAGGGUGGAUUCAGUCCUUUCUAUUUACAGGUCCAAUACUCACAAUUUCAACAACUCAAAUCUCGGUCACAGAAGUUCAGGAACCUAGGAAAUAUAUACGCGGAGGUAUUACCGAAGAACGAAGUCAUUUCGCAAGCUUUAUACACAUUCGGUCAGAAUGAUCUUGGUGCAGGCUUCUUUGGUAAUCUAUCAAUAGAAGAAGUGAAUGCUACUAUCCCUGAUAUAAUCAACCAGUUUUCCAUUGAUUUUAAGUCAGUGUAUGAUGAAGGAGCUAGAUCAUUUUGGAUCCACAACACUGGUCCUAUAGGUUGUCUCCCAUACGUUCUUGCUAAUUUUUCAGUUAAACCAUCUGAGUACGACAGUGCUGGUUGUGCAAUUCCAUAUAAUACAGUGGCAGAAUACUUCAAUCAGAAGCUAAAGGAUCUUGUGAUUCAACUCAGAAAGGAACUCACCUCUGCUACAAUCAUAUAUGUAGAUGUUUAUUCAGUUAAAUAUAAUCUCAUAAGCCAAGCUUCCAAGUAUGGAUUUGAGCAACCCCAUGUAGCUUGCUGUGGUUAUGGGCUCAACAAGUACAAUUACAACGGUACUGCGGUAUGUGGAGGAACCAUCAACAUCAAUGGCACCCAAAUUUUAGUAGGAGCAUGUGAAAAUCCUUCUGUUAGAGUGAAUUGGGAUGGUGUUCACUAUACAGAGGCAGCUAACAAAUGGAUAUUCGACAAAAUCAUCAAUGGCAAUUUCUCCGAUCCGCCGGUACCCUUGAGAAUGGCAUGCAACCAGUUUGCCUAAGAAACUAUCUCCACAUAAUGAUUCAAAUGAUGUCUGUUCUAUUACUAAGUACUUCAUGUCCUACUACUUGGUUGCAAUAAAGGUUCAAAGAACAUAUGUUUGCUAGACUAGAUGUUAGGCAUAUAUCUUGAUGAUCAGAUUAAUGAGUAAGUGAUUCUAGGUCUAAAUAUUUCAUGGCAAUGGCCUCUAUAAAGGGCUGGGGCAAUUUCACUGUUAAGCAUAACUGUUACAAUGGAAUUUUGGAAUUAUUCAGAAGGCAUUAAAUUAA
This is a messenger RNA of Macadamia integrifolia, 1518 nucleotides long. RefSeq names its product esterase-like. The record is from RefSeq and is a predicted model, not a curated record. The transcript is spliced from 5 exons. Gene Ontology annotation, molecular function: hydrolase activity, acting on ester bonds. The coding region runs from base 96 to 1250 and encodes 384 amino acids. NCBI's taxonomy places the organism in Eukaryota, Viridiplantae, Streptophyta, Magnoliopsida, Proteales, Proteaceae.